AUGACUGAAUACCAGCUUCGACUUGCUUGCACUUACGAAAGCCUCUUGUUCUGUUCCGAUCCCCGGGAACAUGGCGGCCAGGCACCUCGAAAUUCCUCCAUCGAUUCCGCCAUCUCUGCCAUCUCCUCAAAAUCACAACCUAAUAAGGGUGCUGCUCCUACAGACACGCCCACCACAACUGCUGAUAUCGCUCACCUCAUAAAAACGGCGGGAAGUGCGGAAGCUGUCAUCCAGUAUCUGCUCAAGGAAAAGAAUUCUCAGACACAACAAAACUCGCAGCUAUGGCGGCUGGUGGACAAGCAACGUGCUAUGAUCCUUGGACUCAACAAGGAUCUAGAACGGGCUUUAAAAGAUAAGGAAAAAUAUCGCAAGAAAUUGAAGGAGGUGCUCGCCAUGCCUGAGUUGAACGAGGCGUUGGAGACAAGAGUAUCCGGAAGUUCCCCAGCCUCGCUCAACCCCACAGAAGGGAACAAGGACAAGUCGCCUCAGGCGGCAGACCUCGCGCGGACACAGGCUCUCAGUGUUGCCGUCCCCGACUCUCCUAAUCUGGACUCUGAUAGCCAAAAGCACUCGCCUGUUGACAUGGCGAUGGCCCCAUACCCCAUCACUCCACCUGCCGAUGGCCCCAACCCCCUUCCCUCUGCCGUGGAUGAGCUUUUAAACCCUGCCCAUGCCAUGCCGAAGCCAGAAGAACAUGCGCUGGACGGAUACAACCACGAAGCAACGGAGCGAGCCGCCGACGACGACCGAAAGGAAGAUGCCAAUCAACAAUUCAGAGAGCUACCCAUCAACUUGUCUCUACCACCAUCCAGGAGUUUACCAAGCGAGCCCCCGAGCGCCCCCACACCCCUCCACCUCGUGAAGGGCCAGCGACCGGGUACCGCCGAAGAGGACGAGACUGAUACCGAUUAUGACGAUAUCCUGGAAGUGGAUGAAAUCAUCAGCGACAAGCGAGGCCGGCGCAGGACUAGGGAAGAAGACGAACGUGACCGACACAUCCAAGCUCUUAAAGAUGCAGAAGUGAGGAGUCUAUCUCAAAAUCCAACGCGCAAGGUAGCCCGUCAGUCCAAGAAAGCCCCCAGGAUCGUGGCAAGGAUUCGGCGACAAUUCCCCUCAGCCCGAGACAGAUGCCCCUCCCCCAUCAUCCGAGAGACCACGCCCUGGCUUGCCCUCAAGCCCUCGACCCUUUGGCUUAGGAAUGGGCGGGCCGCGUUCUCCAAUGCCUCUAGGUGCACCCCCUCUUUCUCCCCGUGGUCACACGCUCGCGAGUGCACCGCCUCUGUCUCCCCGACCCCCGGCAGCCCAUUCCGCUCCCCCGGCGCCCAGUUGACAGGAUCGUCAUUGGCGCCCAGCGCCAUGGGCCUACCUACACCUACUCCCAAGCCCCUUGCCAUUACGAAGCCGAGCGGCGAGAACUCACCUUCUACUCCAACGAUGGAGCGGCCGAGCCCAACCCAUAGGACGGCGAUCUUCAAAGGUCUCGUGACAGAGGAAUAUCCAGACCUGCUCAUGCCUCCCAAUGCGCUUCCCUCCGUUGACGUGCGGGUUGCGUCUUCGCGCAUGAAACCGUCUAGGGCCAGUUUGAUCUCUCUCACCCAACUCGAAGAAGAUCCUGUCUUCACUCUAGCCAUCAUCUCGCGAGCCGAUGGUGGUGAACUCUGGCGGGUGGAGAAGGACUCGGCGUCGCUCUCGAAACUCGACUCAAGAAUGAAGCAGUGCGGUGCGUUCACGGCCAGGACGCCGGACCGCUCGCUUUUUAGUGGCCACGCGCCCGCUAAGCUUGACGCGAGAAGGAUUGCUCUCGACUCGUACUUGGACGAAUUGAUGAACUCGCCUCUGGAUGUUGAAACCGCUUUGGAGUUGUGCAAGUACCUCUCCACCAAUACAUUGCCGCCUAAUUCUGAUGAGACCGUUGGGGUCAGGAAGAAGGUUUCUCCGGUCGCUACUAGGAAGGGUGCGGGCGGUCGACCCUUGAUCAGCGGCUAUCUCACCAAGCGUGGCAAGAACUUUGGCGGUUGGAAGGCGCGUUACUUCGCUCUCGAAGGUCCUCUCCUCAAGUACUACGAGACGCCUGGGGGCGCUCACCUCGGCACCAUCAAGUUGCAAAACGCCCAGAUUGGCAAGCAGGCGCAGCACCAAGACAACCAAUCUCCUGCACGUGGACCCAAUUCGGACGAAGCCGACAAUCAAUAUCGCCAUGCCUUCUUGAUAUUGGAACCGAAGAAGAAGGACACCACCAGCCACGUCAAGCAUGUAUUGUGCGCCGAAAGCGAUAUGGAGCGCGAUCAAUGGGUCGAGACGCUACUUCAGUGGAUCGAUUACCGGGACCCUGAUGACGAAGAUCAGCCGGCUCAGAAGAGAGGCCAGCAGGAACGCCGCGGGUCGAAUGACAACGCUGCCAAAUCUUCCAAGGGUCAGCCCAAGAAGAAGCGGGACCAAGUCAAGUCUCAGCACCAACAGUCGAAUUCGGAGACGCUCAUCGGAGUGAGCUAUGAUUCAACCACGCCAGGCGAUGCGCCUCAGGGCAUGCCUCGGGGUCGGAAUGGCGCUACAUCCUCUGAUCGACCGAGGACUGCUGGUGGUGAACGCCCCAAGACCGGAAUUGGCCUCCCUGGCAACCCCCACGACACAGACUUCCAGAUACCCGUCAUCUCUGCCCCGCGCGAUCCUCAGGUUAUCUCGGAUUCCUCGGCUUGGGGCGCCAAAUCUGGACUUGCCACGCCUGGCCUAACCACACCUGGCCUCGCCCCGCCGAGCUAUGAAGAGAAGAAGCAACGUAAACGUAGCUUCUUCGGCUUCGGUCCCAAAACCAGGACUUCUUCUGACGGACAGGAUUCUCUUUUCGAAGGCAGCUCAACCCCCACAAAACGAGCGGUACGGUUCAACGGGCCUGUCGAUAUCAGUGUCCCACUGCCCGCCGUUGUCUACAGAUGUAUUCAAUACCUUGAUGCAAGGAACGCCAUCGGAGAGGAAGGCAUUUUCCGCCUCAGCGGGUCAAAUGUCGUUAUCAAGCAGCUUCGAGAGCGAUUCAACACUGAGAGUGACGUGGACCUUGUGAACGACCGCACCUUUUACGAUAUUCAUGCAGUGGCCUCGCUCCUAAAGCUCUAUCUCCGCGAGUUGCCGACAACGAUUCUAACUCGUGACCUCCACCUCGAGUUCCUUGCUGUCACGGAACUCACCAAUCUCAAGGAGAAGGUUGUAGCUCUCAGUGAGUUGGUGAUUAUCAACAACGCGGACUUGAACAAGAUGACGGUGCGGAAUGUUGGCAUUGUGUUCUCGCCCACACUGAACAUACCCGCGCCCGUUUUUGCCAUGUUCCUACAGAAUUAUGAACCAAUCUUUGGCAUUGAACCCGAGGAGUAUGAGCUACCCUCGCCCACAUCCGAGUCGGAUACUCACUCGCAAGGACCCGGCUCAUUUGCCAUGGGCCCGAUAUCACGGGCUUCGGAGGGUAGCCCGCACACAUUAGUCGGGUCUUCUGUGGCAUCAUCGCCAGGGGAGAGCGGCUCAGUUGCCGCGGCGCGCUUAUUCGACCCUUCAGCGCAGAGAGGCUCCGCGGUGGACGCGCCACUAACCGCCACAGUAGGCGACGGGGCCCUUUCGACGGCCGCCGGAGGUCCGUUAGGGCGUAGCACGCCACAACAUGCGACAGACGUUCUCCCAGAUCACGCAGACGAUGCCAAGAGACCCCGCGCCUGCGAGGCGUGCCGCGGCUUGAAGGUGCGGUGCGAGAUGGCCGAGGACGGACCGUGCCGGCGGUGCUUAAAAGCGCGGAGGAGGUGCGUCGUCACUGCGAGGACGCGCACGGGAGAGAGGCAGAAGAAGACGGACACGAGGGUCUCGGAGCUCGAGAAGAAGAUUGACGCCCUGACGGCGACGUUACAAGCCAGAACUGGCCCGGAACCCAUGACCGUGCCGCUUGGUGCCUCCGAUGUGCCGCUCGGGCCCGGUGGUCGACCGGCGAGUAUUUCCUCGAGCGCUCAUCAGUCGUCCGUCACAGCGAUCCUGUCACCGGAUAGCGACGCAGCGUCCGCGCCCGAGCGCGUCGGAUCCUACGCGUCCACGGGCCAGAAACGGAAGCUGACCGACAUCUUUGGCACCGAAAGCAGGGAAGCCUCGCAGAAGAAGCCGACGACGGCAAAGGAGUCGAGCCUCGGUGCGGACUACGUUGAUUUUGUGGAUAGGGGCGUGAUGUCUCCAGAGGUGGCGGAGGAGCUGUUUGCUCGGUAUAACCAGGAGAUGGUCUAUCACCUGCCCGGCCCGCUCUUGUUCCUCGCCGUUAUGGCGUCGGCGGCGGCGGCGCGACCGGAGCUCCAGCGGCAGCUCAUCAAGGAGCUGAUGGAGAUUUUUGCGCGGAAAGUGAUUUGCAACGGCGAGAAGAGCCUCGAGCUCGUGCAGGCCCUGCUCGUCUCCGUCGCGUGGUACUUUCCGCCGGACAACUUCGAGGAGCUCAAGUUUUACCAAUUCAUACAUAUAGCCUGCGUCAUGGCGCUCGACCUAGGCCUCGGCCGCGCCUGCCCGGUGCGACGGAAACCGACCGGCGCGGCGAGCAACGCGAUCAACUUUUUCACCUUUCGCCCGGGCAAGGAGGAUCCCGAGAGCCUCGAGUGCCGGCGGACGUGGCUCAUGUGCUACUACCUCGCGUCCAACGCCGCCAUGGGGCUCCGCCGACCCUACCUCGUCCGAUGGAGCGUGUUUAUCGAGGAGAGCCUCAAGUUGCUCGAGACGUCGGCGGAAGCGGCGCCGACGGACAAGCAAUUCUGCAUCCUGCUGCGGAUCAACAAGCUCGGAGAAGAUGUGUCGACGCGCUUCUCCGUCGACGACCCCGCGAUGGCGGCAACCCUGCAAGAUUUUGGAACGCAGCUCGCCCUCCGCGGGUUCGAAGUGGAGCUGGAGAGGUUGAAGCGUUCCAUACCAGAGUCACUGAUGCAACCUGUGAUAAUACUCGGGAUUGAGUACCUUAAUAUAUACAUGCACGAAAGCUGCCUCCAGAACGCAAAUACGGACACGUUCAAGAGCUGCCUCACCACCGCGACCAUUGAUACAAUGCUCAACCCAAAGGCCAUGGGCAAGGCGCAAAUCGAUGCACUGCUCGCCUGCGUCGCGGCAAUCACGACGUCGUUUGACACGUUCCUAGGCAUGGAUAUCGCGAGAGUGCGCUGCCUUCCCGUCUUCAACUUUGUCCGCAUUGCCUACUCGCUCGUUAUCCUUAUCAAGGUCAACCUCGCCAUGUCAGCGGCGGAGACGCCGCUCACCACGAUCAUCGCGGAUAACCUCAGGGCCGAAACGUACCUAGAUUCCUUACUGGCCAAGCUCUCAGAGGCAUCCUCGGAAGGCAGAUGCCGGCCAGCGGGAAAGUUCUUAUCAGUCCUCUCGACAUUGAAAGGGUGGUUCACCAACAAGGGCGCACAGCAGCGUAAGAACGGCAGGCCUGAACGCCACAGCGGGAACGAGGCUGGGCCCGGACUUCGACCGUUCUCCUCCCCAACGCCGACGGUGGGCACCACCACAGCCGAGUCCGGGGUUCGGUCGGGCCCAACGACGAGACAAAGUCAGGCGCACCAGGUGAAUUACCCCGCCACAUCAACCGCAAAUACGCCGCUACAGCUGCUGUCGGAGGUGGCGACGGGCGACUCUGGCGCUAGGCAUCGGACAGCCGACGUGGGAUGGUCCACCAGAGCGGGGAGGCGUACGGCUAUCAGGAAGGGAGGAGCGCGGUGGAUAUGCAAACGCAGGUGGCUUGGCCACCAACGCCGCUGGGAUUAG
This is a messenger RNA of Parascedosporium putredinis, 5769 nucleotides long. The record is from the annotation of a GenBank genome assembly. NCBI's taxonomy places the organism in Eukaryota, Fungi, Ascomycota, Sordariomycetes, Microascales, Microascaceae.